Messenger RNA from Lolium perenne, 810 nucleotides. RefSeq lists its product as uncharacterized. Lineage: Eukaryota; Viridiplantae; Streptophyta; Magnoliopsida; Poales; Poaceae. The record is from RefSeq and is a predicted model, not a curated record.
AUGUCUGCCGACGAUCUCAAGAAGCUCGAACAAGAGCUCAAGGAACGUGAGUCCCUCCUCCAGGCUCGCCAAGCCGAACUCGACCGCCGCCUCGCCGAGAUGGGCAAAAGCGUCGACAACACUACAACCUCCCCAAACCCUAGCCCCACUCCCUCCUCCUACGUCGCCUCUAUCAAAAGCCAUGUCCCUGUUACCCUUGAUCUGCAGGAAUCCAACUACGCCAAGUGGCGGGAACUCUUCCUCGUCGCGCUCGGGCGCUACGGCCUCACCGCCCACGUCCUCGGCACCACCGGCGCUACGCCAUCGGACACGUCGCCCACAUCUGACUGGGCACGGGACAACUACACCGUCCUCUCCUGGAUCUAUGGCUCGAUCUCCUCCGAGCUCCUCGGCAUCAUCAUGGCCCCUGGAUCCAUGGCGCGGCAAAUCUGGGACGCGCUGGCCAGCCUCUUCCACGACAACAAGAAAAGCCGCGCUCUCGCCAUCGACGCGGAGUUCCGCAACACCCCGCAAGGAGACAUGAGCGUCCACGACUACUGCUCCAAACUCAAGUCCUUCGCCGAUGCCCUCGCCGACGUCGGCCAGCCUGUCUCCGACGAAACCCUCGUCCUCACGGUCCUCCGCGGCCUCAACGAGCAGUUCAGCCAUCUCCGCUCGUUUCUCCCGUACCAGGUGCCGUUUCCCACCUUUCUUCAAACACGAUCUGCUCUUGUCCUUGAGGAGGCACAGAAGAAGACCGACGCCAAGAAUGCGGCUGCCUCCGUGCUCUGGGCCAGCGGCAACAGCAUCAACCCGCACGCUGGUGGCUAG